AUGGAAGGACCUUCCAACGCUAUACUGGAAGAAAACAACAUGAGCAAGACCACAAAUAGAACUUAUAAUUAUGCUAAGAAUAAUAAAGUUAGUUAUGACCUUGAUGAAAAUUCAGUAGGGCGUCUCUUUAAAUACUUUCAAGAUCAGAAGGCCAAGUAUCCACAUCAAUUAGAAGUUGAUCAAUAUCAAUCACAAUCUGAUCGAGAAUUACAAUGUGAAGAUAUCAUUAAUUUUGAAACUCCCACACAACAUGAAUUAGAUAAUCCAAAUGAUUCAAUGAACUUUUAUACUGAUCAUGAUCUUGUUGAAAGUCAUGCAUAUUCAGCUAUGGAUAUUGAUCAGAAUGAACAUGUACAGAAUACUGCAACAAACCAACUGGAGAUUGAUUUAACUCUUGAAGAUGAUACUAUUGGUCAAGUUUCCCAAUCAGACACCACAUCCAUUCCCCCUCCUUCUAUCCCAUCUCGCUUAUCUCCCCCACUCUUUUCUGGGUUAGGGUUACAAGGUAGCCCCAGGAUCCGGGUUGAAAGUGCAUGCACUGUGCACCUUGUUGCAUGCACUUAG
Molecule: messenger RNA, 564 nt
Organism: Melampsora larici-populina 98AG31
Lineage: Eukaryota; Fungi; Basidiomycota; Pucciniomycetes; Pucciniales; Melampsoraceae
Exons: 1
Coding region: 1-564 (187 amino acids)
Source: RefSeq, a predicted model, not a curated record